Messenger RNA from Gavialis gangeticus (Gharial), 564 nucleotides. RefSeq names its product histidine triad nucleotide binding protein 1 (gene HINT1). The record is from RefSeq and is a predicted model, not a curated record. Gene Ontology annotation, molecular function: hydrolase activity. Gene Ontology annotation, cellular component: cytoplasm; nucleus. The transcript has 3 exons. Bases 31 to 411 code for a protein of 126 amino acids. Gene Ontology annotation, biological process: purine ribonucleotide catabolic process. Lineage: Eukaryota; Metazoa; Chordata; Crocodylia; Gavialidae.
UGGGGCUGCGCUGCGCUGCGGGAGCGGAGGAUGGCGGACGAGAUCAGUAGGGCGCAGGCGGCACGCCCCGGCGGCGACACCAUUUUCGGCAAGAUCAUCCGCAAGGAGAUCCCCGCCAGCGUCAUCUUCGAGGACGAGCAGUGCAUUGCAUUUCAUGAUAUUUCGCCCCAAGCUCCAGUACACUUUCUAGUAGUUCCUAAGAAGCCAAUUGUCCAGCUAUCUGAAGCACAGGAUUCAGAUGAAUCUCUUCUCGGGCAUUUAAUGAUUAUUGGCAAGAAGUGUGCUGCCGAUUUGGGCCUGACCAAGGGAUUCCGAAUGGUUGUGAAUGAAGGGCCAGAGGGUGGGCAAUCUGUUUAUCAUGUGCAUCUCCACGUUCUUGGUGGACGUCAGUUGGGCUGGCCUCCUGGCUAAGAAUUGGAUGGAAAGAAAAUCACCACUCCGUGUAGACUUACCACACAACCCAGGAACCCAACUGCUGUUAACAUGUUCUCUUUUUUUUUUUGUGGGGGUCAAUAAAAGCUAUGAACAGUAUUCUCAUAAUAAAGACCUAGCAUCACCCCUGUA